Lathyrus sativus (Indian pea) is the source of this 1104-nucleotide messenger RNA. Lineage: Eukaryota; Viridiplantae; Streptophyta; Magnoliopsida; Fabales; Fabaceae. The record is from the annotation of a GenBank genome assembly.
AUGGCAGAGAGAAUUCACAUACCUAAUGAAGACAUCAAUAAUGAAGAUAGUAACGAUAUCGGAACAAAACCCUCUUCGCCAAAUCGAAGAAAACGUUCGUUCUUUGACUUAAACGAAGAAGCGGUAGACGAUGGAGAUGAUGAUCAUGUGACAUUACUUGUUAGUGAUGAAGACCCUAAUAGUGACGAGAUAAGCAACACUGGGAGAUCAUCGCAAGAGGAGAUUUUAAGUAGCAAUGAUCAUAAUUCAAGCGAUCAAGAAGGGAAAGCGCGCGGAAGUACGGUAAGACAAUAUGUUAGGUCGAAAAUGCCUAGGCUUCGAUGGACUCCCGAUCUUCAUUUAUCUUUUGUGCAUGCUGUUGAGAGGCUUGGAGGCCAAGAAAGAGCAACACCCAAGUUGGUUCUCCAAUUGAUGAAUGUGAGAGGACUUAGCAUUGCACAUGUGAAGAGUCAUUUGCAGAUGUAUAGGAGUAAAAAACUUGAUGAGUCUGGCCAAGUUUUAUCCCAGAAAAAUAGAGAAAUGCAAGGAAAGCAUCAUCAUAUUUUGGAUAUGUAUGGAAGGUUUAAUGUUCAAGGACACUUUGGUGUUAAUAAUAACAACUAUUUUCACACAUAUAAUGAAAUCAAAGCUCACAGCACUUCAAGGUUUCAUCAGAGUGGGUUUUUCAAUAAUCAAGUGAUCUUAAGAUCAAAUUCAGUGUGGGACAAAGAUUUAUAUAAGAGAAGUUCACAUAUAUUUGAUCUAAAAGAUGCAAUAACAAGAAAUAAUAAUGGACCUAUAAAUUCUACUCAAAUAAAUCAAUUACUAGCUGAAGGAAACAACUGGCCUCCUCGAUUACAAGGAAGUGAAAAUCAUGAAUUUAAAAGCUUGUUUCGAGAUGAUCAUAGUACACACCAUUUUUCAUGGAGUCCUAUCUUCACUAAGGUACAUGAUAAAAAGGAUGAAAUACUAGAAUUCAAACACCAAACUCGAGUAUCAAAGAAAGAGUACUCACCAAAUUUCUUAGAACUAAAGCUAAGUCGAGAUUCAGAAAUUAGUGUUAAGAAUCAGACAAAUAUGAAUCAAGCAGACAAAGAAGAAACACAUGUAGUCCUCUCUCUUUAG